AUGGAUCAGAAGCCGUUUGUCGACUACGGUAACUACUGCUAUCCGACUGCUGCUGCACAGGACUUUUCGGCACGGUCGCAAGUAUCGCCGUACUUCUACAAUUUUUCAACGAGCACCACAUCGACAAUGUAUUCCCAACAACCGGCACAUUUUAUGUAUCCACAAGCAGCUGCGAGCUCACCUGAAGAUCAGCUGACAACGAAGAUUAUCGAGGGUGGAGAAGUGAAGAUUAAUGGGAAAGGAAAGAAAGUGAGAAAACCACGUACUAUCUAUUCUAGUCAACAAUUACAGACCCUCCAAAAACGAUUUACAAAAACGCAGUACUUAGCGCUACCCGAUCGAGCAAGCUUAGCUGCCGAACUAGGGCUCACACAAACCCAGGUGAAAAUUUGGUUCCAAAACCGACGUUCGAAACAGAAGAAAUCUAAGGGAAAUAUCGAUCGAACAUCGGACGAAGAGGGGGAAUCAGAGGACCGAGCCGACUCUACUCCUCCGGAAGAAGGUGCGUCGAGUACCACUAGCGACUGGCAGCACAUGACUGGACUCGUUCCAUCAACACUACCUUCCGCUGGAUUGCCACCAACAGGACUUGGCCCAUCUACGCUCCCAUCAACAGUUCUACCACCGGCGCCUCAACAGGCCCCAAUUCCCUCGACUGGACUCAUGCCACCGCCCUUAAACACGCCUCUCACCACUUACGACCCACUUAAGUACUCUUCGGACGAGCUUAAACCAUUCUACGACCAGUCUGCGUACUACCAACCAUAUAUUCUACCCCACUCAGGGUAUAAUGGCUAUUAG
This is a messenger RNA of Angiostrongylus costaricensis, 801 nucleotides long. The record is from the annotation of a GenBank genome assembly. NCBI's taxonomy places the organism in Eukaryota, Metazoa, Nematoda, Chromadorea, Rhabditida, Metastrongylidae.